Molecule: messenger RNA, 927 nt
Organism: Penicillium canescens
Lineage: Eukaryota; Fungi; Ascomycota; Eurotiomycetes; Eurotiales; Aspergillaceae
Product: Major facilitator superfamily domain general substrate transporter
Exons: 1
Coding region: 1-927 (308 amino acids)
Source: RefSeq, a predicted model, not a curated record
AUGGCACCUUUGUCCAUUGCCGUAGCGAGUUUCGCAAACAUGUUUUGUGUCGGUACCAUAUAUGCUUUGAGCAUGCUUCAAGCAGAGCUACCCCGACUCUUCAAAACAUCAAAUUCAUGGGGGUCUGCACCAUUCGGCGUAUCAAGCUUGGGCCUCUCCAUCGGGUUAUCGACGUGUUCCUGGACAAUAGCGCAGCGCGGAGCUGUUCUCACCGCCGCAAGAGGCACCGCGCUUUGGGGCUAUGCUGUGGUUUGCGCCGGUUUCUUCCUUGGACGUCUGAACCUGGAGCUUAUGAUCCUAUCUUUUUUCACAGGGGGCGUGGGCGUUGGAUGGACCUAUCUUGGUGUUGUCGUCAUGGUCAGUCAAGGGUUUCCCAACCUCGCACUGGCUCGGAGUGCUAUUGGCCCAAUGGGAUUUUCCUCGGGCACAGCAGCCUGUAUUUCUCUGUCGUCGAUUUUCAAAUUUGGUACCCUCGAUUCAGCAGAGCUAGGGCACGUCCUCAUGAUUGCCGGAGCGACAUUCUUGGCUGUUGGAGUAGCUACCGAGCUAUUGAUGCCCGAGCAUAUUCGAAAGAUCCAAUCCCCGACCUUUGGGAAAGCUCCGUUCAGGGACUCGGAACGGUUCUUUUCCAUUCUACUCUUCUUCAACGCGCUGCCCGGAAUGACAGUCUUCGCUGCUCUGCUACCACUUGCCUCCUACUAUUCCAGAGAAGCAGAGUGGGCUUCUUCGCAAUUUCUGCCGUAUAGUAUGCUUUCUCUUGCAUCUGGGGGUAUUUUGGCGCCCAUUUUCAGUGCUCAACUGGGAGGAAGGACCGCUUUUGUGGCCUUGCUUUGCAUACGUGGUCUCCUGCUCAUCCUUCUUGCGCACCUUGCAACGCCCAAGCAGGCAAUGUUGACGCUGUUGGCUAUUCUUUUUCCCACGGCGUAG